AUGGCUUCGAUAUCUCUACCCCCGCAGCACCCAAUCACUCCAGCAUUCUCCGAAUAUCUUCGACCCAUCGAUCGGUCACCUGUCGGUCACAGCCGCCGCAACUUGACCAUGUCAACUCCGCUCCCAAACCCACCCUUUGUCUUCCCGGCACGAGACCCUGGCGAUACGGCGUCGGAAGCUCCAGCGACUAGACGCAGGACUCCCCCGCCCCUUCCGGCUUUCUCGUUCAAUCCAGGGUCUAACCACUCUGCACAGCCGUCAAUGCCGAAUCUCUCAAUGAAUAGACCAGGUGGUCAUCGGCGACGAUGCAGCGAAUUUGCCAUCCAAGGCAACGAUGAGAGUUCAGCCUCGACACCUGUCAAACUUCCUGCUCCAGGUCCCGGCUUUGGUGCAGGCAGCCAAGGAAAGCGGCGUCAUGCCCACCGACGCUCAGCUGCUAUCUCUAGCCCCACUGUCGAAAGCGCUCCCUGUAUGCCGGCAGAUCCGAUGCGAGAGCACCAUGCUUCAGACGAGCCCACGCGACCUGCAUCACAAUCGGCUGCCAUACUGUAUCGAAAUUCGCCACCUGCGUCCCCUCGAAUCGUUGUUGAGACAGAACCCCCGACUCCCGUCAAAUCAAGCGAUGAGACUACCAUCCCUUCACCUUGUUAUACUUCGCCUGAAAAGUCGCCUAAAUUUCUUGCACCCACGAGCGCAUCGGAUCCCGACUUCUCCACUAGAAACAGUGGCGUUGUCGAGAUGAGCUCUGCAGUUGAGCCCAAGCUUUUCUCAAACGAGAAGCCCAAGCCUAGGCCCAGGACUGCCGAUGCUUCUCUAAUGCUCGAUCAGCACAUGGAUUCAGCCAUUGGGGAUACCUCAUCUUUGAAGCGACCGCUAUCCGCAGCAGGCCACUCUCGGAACCGCAAAAGCUUUUCUUCGGGAAUUCUAGAUCAUUUUGCGGGCUCGUCAAGACGUUCAUCCUCGUCCAGCAACACGGGAAGCACUUCGGAUACCUCUGAUCGUGAUGCCCGCGAGUCUUCAGAUUCUUUCGAUACACAUAAGAGGAUCUCGAAGGCGAAAAAGCGGCAGAAGAAGGUGCGCUCAUGGGCCGGUGCCAUCUUAACCAGAGGCAAGGCCAAGCGCCAUGCGAAGAAGGACAUGAGUGAGAACAUUCAGCCUUCUGUUCCCGCCCCUGUGAUUACGAGAACCAACUCCGACCUUGGAUCGGGACUAGACGUGGACUUUGAUGAUGAUACCAUUGUUGUUAUCCGCACGCCUACUAAUCCUGCUACACCAGACGCUCGUCGUCCCACGUCUCAUGAUUCAAAUGUACCGUCUCUGGAGCAUUCGUGGAAGCCAAGGAGCUUCUACGAACAGACAACCCAAAACGAUGCUCUCAGUCCUGUCAUCGACUUGGAUGCAGCUCUGGGGCCAUUCAAUACGCCUGACAUGCACUCUGGUCGUGUUGCGGAAAGUGGUUUCUCGGCAGCUACCAAGCGCAUGUAUAGUGGUGGUAGGCGAGGUGAAUUUGUCGGUCCAGAGAUGCGUUAUCAUCGCCGUGCGGAGAGUGCACCUGAAAUGCCACCCUUUGACCGCAGUUUUCUGGGAAACAACCGAUUCGUGAAUACUUCGACAUUGGAGAAUCCAGAUGUGCUGUAUGAAGAAGAAGAGGAUGCUUUCUUGGCUGCUACGAGCGAGUCUCCAGCUGAAAAUAUUGAGCGCCCGCUCUCGCAGGUCAUCAUCUCAACUUCGCGUGAUGAUGCUGAGAGUAGGUCCGAGGAAAGCAAAAGCAGCUCUGAAACACUUACUGCCCACCCUGUGGUUGACGAGGUCCGUGACCAACCUCAUACUGGUCUUGGGAUUCAGGAAACUGAAACUCAUAUUAUGUCGACUGCCGAUGCUACUUCCUCCAUUCAAGAGGAUCUCAGACCUCGUACUGCAUCAAACCCUAUCCAUCAAUUGCAGAAUGCGGGCAACCCCUUUUCUAAUUCGCUGAGCGGUUCAGUCGAUGUCGCCGAGCAAGAAGCAUGGCAGCACCGCAUGCCUGUUCCUACAAGUCCCGACGUCUCUCCGCGAUUCAUGGCUGCUGAUACUCGACCUACCACCUCCCCAAUGGAGCUGACAUAUAACAUCCCUCCACUGUCUCUCCAGGGAAGCACACUUGUCUCGAAUUCCUCCUUUCCGUCUCCCGACUUCACCGGCUGCUCAUCGGAUGCCCCUCGGUCGAUAAAAACACCAUCCACAAGUGACCAUAAUUUCUCGAAUCCUUCGUACAAUACGUCCAUGGAUCUUCCACAGACGUCAGUUGAGGAUGUUCCUUCUCUCACAAGCAGUGCAUCCACGACGACGAAUACACCCCACAGAUUCUCUGGCACAUUCUUCGGACGUCCUCGGCUGUCCUCUGAUCGUUCUGCAUCAUUCUCUGAGGCUGUGCGUCGCCGCACUAGCCGUGCCAACAGCUAUAAGAGGUCUAGUCUUGCCAGCCUCUCUAAACUCGUUGUUGGCUCCCAGGGAGAGAAAAGCAAACUCAGUCAUGAAGAAAAGCCACCUGAAGAUGAGCCCGAAAAGUCCAAGAGGAAAUCUCACCGGAUCAGUCGUUUGAUGCACUUCUGGAGGAGCAAAGACAAAGACAGACCGCAUGAACACGGGGUUCGACAAGAGCCACAAUUAUGAAACUACCCUUUUUUCGAGACAAAUAUUGACACAUGUACAUAUUCAACCUGAUCAUGAUUCGCUUCUCAGGGAUCUUUGCAAGAUCUCUUACCUCUUCACAUUUUUCUUUCUCCUCUUUCGCAUUUAUUUUCUUGAUCAAGUUCCCCUUUACUGUUGUUAGGGUAACUGACGAAUUUCUUUCCAUUGGCAUGUGAUCGCAAGCGUCAGAGUAUGAAGCUCUAUCCUUUUCCUCUUUUCGAGAUUUCAUGUCUCUCGUUCCGUGCUUGUUGCAAGUUGUGAGCCAGUUCAAUCAACUUGGCUUGCUAUUUCCCCAGGCUACCAAUUGUUUUUUAUCAUACCUUCUCUCAGCUCCUCCCUUCUCACUCCAUCUCAUCCCGACCCCGAUUUUCGGAAGGGCAGGGCUUGUUCUCCGUCAUAUCCCUCCAUGGGACAUCUGAUGUUCUUUUUGUUCUUAUCGGGCAUACUUACAUUAGGGAGGGGAUACUCUGAUUUUUUUUUU
Molecule: messenger RNA, 3151 nt
Organism: Aspergillus aculeatinus CBS 121060
Lineage: Eukaryota; Fungi; Ascomycota; Eurotiomycetes; Eurotiales; Aspergillaceae
Product: putative cell wall proline rich protein
Exons: 3
Coding region: 1-2652 (883 amino acids)
Source: RefSeq, a predicted model, not a curated record